Molecule: messenger RNA, 2500 nt
Organism: Pelobates fuscus (common spadefoot toad)
Lineage: Eukaryota; Metazoa; Chordata; Amphibia; Anura; Pelobatidae
Gene: RAPSN
Product: receptor associated protein of the synapse
Exons: 8
Coding region: 515-1774 (419 amino acids)
Biological process (GO): positive regulation of neuromuscular synaptic transmission; synaptic transmission, cholinergic
Cellular component (GO): neuromuscular junction; plasma membrane
Molecular function (GO): acetylcholine receptor binding; protein-membrane adaptor activity
Source: RefSeq, a predicted model, not a curated record
GAGGGGUUGUGUGUGAACCCAAUUUAAACAUGGAGCAUGGUGGGAUACAAGGCAUUUUAAAUUUGGAUCUUGUUGCAUGUUUCUGUUAAUGGGUAGAGGGGUGGGAUUAGGUGCUAGCUCUUUUAGUGACCUUGAGUCACUAGACGUGGCAUUCCUUUGAUGAGACAAGUCUUAGAUUGGCAGGCACAGCUGUGGCAAUAGUUGGGGGCAGGGCUGGAAUCUGGGCACCUCACUCACACAGGCUGAUGUAGUUUCACUUCCAGCCUUGCUUUCCAUAUGUUUUCUUAUUGCAACUCCACACUUGCUCAGUUAAGACUCAAAAUCAAAUGCUGUAACCUCAAAAAUGACAUUUCCUCAGUGGAUUUAGCAUCGCCUUUAACCCUUGCAUCGUUUUCACAGCCCAAUCGCCAGCCCUUUGGAAUCUAUGGAUCGGGAAUCUUUGCAAGCCUAAACCUGGCCUCUUUUCUUCACCGUUUUCCUUUGUAGUGCCAGGGAUCUGCAUAAGCAGGAUUAUAUGAACCACCUUGGUGCAGGAAUGGGUCAGGACCAAACCAAACAGCAAAUUCAAAAAGGACUUCAACUCUAUCAAUCUAAUCAGACAGAGAAAGCUCUCCAGGUUUGGACUAAAGUUUUGGAGAAGACCACUGAUGCUAGUGGAAGGUUCAGAGUCCUUGGGUGCCUGAUAACGGCUCAUUCUGAGAUGGGAAGGUACAAGGAUAUGUUAAAGUUUGCAGUUAUCCAGAUUGACACAGCCCGAGAGCUGGAGGAUCCAGACUUCCUAACGGAGAGCUACCUUAACCUGGCACGGAGCAAUGAAAAACUCUGCGAGUUUCAGAAGACUAUUUCCUACUGCAAGACGUGUCUGAACAUGCAGGGCACGUCGGUCAGCCUGCAGCUAAACGGGCAGGUCUGCCUGAGUCUCGGAAAUGCCUAUCUGGGUCUUAGCGUAUUCCAAAAGGCCCUAGAAUGCUUUGAGAAGGCCCUUCGAUACGCCCAUAACAAUGAUGACAAGAUGCUGGAGUGCAGAGUGUGCUGCAGUCUGGGGGGUCUCUACACACAACUCAAGGAUCUAGAAAAGGCUCUCUUUUUUCCGUGUAAGGCAGCUGAAUUGGUGAAUGAUUACGGGAAGGGCUGGAGUCUGAAAUACCGAGCUAUGAGCCAGUAUCACAUGGCCGUGGCAUACCGCAAGCUGGAUCGUUUAUCUGAUGCAAUGGAGUGCUGUGAGGAGUCUAUGAAGAUCGCACUGCAACAUGGGGACCGACCUCUUCAAGCUCUUUGCUUACUAUGCUUUGCCGACAUCCACAGAAGUCACGGUGAUGUUGAGAAAGCUAUUCCUCGAUAUGACUCCUCCAUGAGCAUCAUGACAGAGAUUGGAAACCGUUUGGGACAGACCCACGUGUUGCUGGGAGUGGCCAAGUGUUGGCUUCAUCAGAAAGAAAUGGAUAAGGCUCUGGACGGACUCCAAAAAGCUCAGGAGUUGGCAGAAGAAACAGGCAAUAAGCUAUGUUUGAUGAAGGUUCACUGUCUGAGUGAGAUCAUCUUCCGCACGAGGCAGCAGCAGCGUGAGCUCCGCGCCCAUGUGGUCCGAUUCCACGAGUGCGUUGAAGAGAUGGAGUUAUACUGCGGCAUGUGUGGCGAAUCCAUUGGAGAAAAGAACUGCCAGCUCCAGGCAUUACCAUGCUCUCAUGUCUUCCACCUCCGAUGUCUCCAGACCAACGGGACCCGUGGCUGCCCAAACUGCCGUCGGUCUUCUGUGAAACCAGGCUUUGUGUGAAUGAGAUCUUUGGGCAGAUCCUCCAAUAUAGUGACGUGUAUCUAAGGACCAGUUAUAAGAGAGCAGCGCCAGUGUUGGCGUUUAGGCUCCAGUUUUGGUCCGGGGACUGAGUUUCUCGGUGGUAGAGUUCUAUCACAGUUUUAUGGCUACACUUUUGCUGUAAAAGAGAUUUGGCUGACAAAGGCGAGAGACUGGAUGGUAUCAAACUGCGUAUGAGAAGUGCUGUUUUUCUUCUUAUUAUUUUUAACAUUUAUUUUAUACUUCAAAAAGCAGUUGAACAUCUGAACGAAUUAGGAAGAAAAGCAAAACGUGGCUUUUCAUAAAUACUGUUUUCCAACUUGUUCAUAAAUAAUGUGUAGUGGUUAAAAAAACACUAGUUGGUUUAUUCCAUUUUUUACACACUUUUACUUUUUUUUUUUUUUUGUCCGUGUUUUUAUUGGUGCUCUUACCGCCUUACAGGGAAGCAGUUCCUUGCAUCAACUGAUAUUUAAGUGGAAACAGAGUUCGUAUAAUUUUCAAUCAGCCUACCUCCCUAAGGAUUUACAUUGUAAUUUACUUGUUUGGCAUUGCCUGUAAUCUGUGUAAUAUUAAUAUUUUUCUUUUGGACUCCUAAUAUUAACCCCCAGUCUGUGUAUUUUUCCUUUGUUCUCAAAGACAAAACACCAAAGCAUUUCCUUAUAAAAUUUUGGACUGUAAAAAAAUAAAACCUUUUAUUGGUCUAACGAA